CACGCUUCUUCUCUUAAGUCCGAAUUCUUCUCGACCGAUCUCUCCCCCUUGAGAUCUACUGCGUUUCUCUGCUCCCUGGGGAACUCAGACUUCAAUCCCUCGGCUUCUUUCCUCAGCUGUCUGUGCUGGGUCACAGCACCACCGCCGGCAACUAAACGGCUGCAGGACUCAUCUGAACUUCCGUCAGUGCUAAUGCUCUCUUUAGUUAUAAAUUCAUACGCACGUCUCCACAGAUCAAUACAUACGUGUUGUGUAUAUAGACAGAAGGAUAGGAAAUAUCGAAAAGAACAGUGAAAUUAGGGCUAGUGAACUGUGAUGAAGCUGUUAAGAUUUGCGUUUGCUAUAGCUUUAGCUUCUGGAUUGGCGGCUAUUCUUAUCUACUUCAAUGGCCUUAUCUACAUCAAUGGCGUCUCCUUCCAAAAUGCUGCAAUUCAUCUGUCGGACAAGGAUGUGGAGGCUUUACGCAAUUUGCGAACUACAUUCCAGAAAUGUGUGAGUGCUAAUGGAUUAGGAUUAGAAGCUCUCAGUGGCAGGGGUUACUGUGAUGUUACACUAAGAUUUCCUAGUGACACUCUUCCCAAAUGGAAAGAUCCAAAAACAGGGGAACUUGAAGGCUUGUCAUUUGAGUUUAAUUUAUGUGAAGCUGUGGCUACAUGGGAACAGGUUAGGAACAGCAGCACAAUACUUACGAGAGAGUUCAUUGAUGCUUUACCGAAUGGAUGGAAGGAGUAUGCCUGGCGGAGGAUCAACAAAGGAAUUCUUUUAAAUCAAUGUGCAAAUAGAACACUCUGUGGGGAGAAACUUUCUUUGGUGCUUCCUGAAAGACCGCCCUAUUUGCCAAGGCAGUUUGGCAGCUGUGCUGUCAUUGGUAAUUCUGGAGAUCUAUUGAAGACCAAAUUUGGCAAGGAAAUCGAUGGUUAUGAUGCUGUUGUCAGGGAGAAUGGAGCCCCAAUCCAGAACUUUACAGAAUAUGUGGGUACAAAAAGUACAUUUCGUCUUCUGAAUAGAGGAUCUGCCAAAGCCCUUGAUAAAGUCGCAGAAUUAUAUGAGAGAGGAAAGGAGGUUCUCAUAAUCAAAACAACGAUACAUGACAUCAUGAACAAAAUGAUUCGGGAAGUUCCAAUUCUCAACCCAAUAUAUCUCAUGUUGGGUGCAUCCUUUGGUUCAGCAGCAAAAGGUACAGGGCUGAAGGCACUCGAAUUUGCACUCUCCAUCUGUGAUAGUGUAGACAUGUAUGGUUUUACUGUUGAUCCUGGCUAUAAAGAGUGGACGCGAUAUUUCUCCGAGUCUCGACAAGGUCAUACUCCUCUCCAGGGCAGGGCUUAUUACCAAAUGAUGGAAUGUCUGGGACUUAUCAGAAUUCAUUCACCAAUGCGUGCCGAUCCUAAUCGUGCUGUGAAGUGGGUACCAGACCGUAGAUUAAUACUUGCUGCCAGAAUUGCAUCAGAGAAACUAUUGAGGAGGGUUGGGGCAGGAUCUGGAGAUCCACUCUCUGGGUGUUCCAUUAUCAAGAAGCAAUCAUCAAGAAAGGCUACAAGGGAUUUGAGCAUAAGAAGUGCAGUAAUUGAGCAUCAAAAAUAUGCAAAAGCUACCACUAUGUAUCCUUUGGAACAUAAUCCAGGACAUGGUCUGCUUUGCACAGUUCCAAGAGAUUGAGUUCAUUGGUUGACUUCUGCGUAUCAGGCUUUGACAACGCUGCAUGAGAUUUGGAUGGUCGGGAAAAUGAACUACCUGUUCUUUUACAGGCUGCAGAAGUGAAACUGCCAUGUUCACUUAUUUUUCAUGGCACUCUCCCACUACCGCUAGUUGAUAAUGCAGAUCAUUUUGGUCAGUGAAAUGCAGAUUGUUUUGCUGUGGAGAGAAUUUCGAUGAUUAGAGGGAAGGAUAUGAUGAACGUUGGUGGCUACUGCUUCAGUUUUGGCGCUUGAUUUCUGUUGCACUGGUUGUUACAGGUUUGAUACUUGUACCCUUAUUCGUCCAUUGUUUCCUUAGCAUAGCCGGUUCAUUGCAACUAAUACGAACAGCCUGACGUGUAAAACUCACACUUACGCCUGACAUGUAAAACUCACACUUACGGAUGUCACAGUACUAUCUUAAAUGUACACUGCCCUUAGUUCCCGAUGUGGAUUUUUAUUUUGUUGGAUUGGUCAAAGGUUGAAUGUUUAAUUACUGCCUUGGGAUUUUAGUUU
Messenger RNA from Coffea eugenioides, 2189 nucleotides. RefSeq names its product sialyltransferase-like protein 2. The record is from RefSeq and is a predicted model, not a curated record. Gene Ontology annotation, molecular function: sialyltransferase activity. The transcript has 12 exons. Lineage: Eukaryota; Viridiplantae; Streptophyta; Magnoliopsida; Gentianales; Rubiaceae. The coding region runs from base 316 to 1656 and encodes 446 amino acids.